AUGUUUGUCGUCGUUCCGAUCAAUGACCUCGUCGUCAUUAAACCCAAAAAGUUCGGUAUGCAUAUCGAGGAUGUAAUCGCUCAUGAAUUGAAUUCGCGCUUCUCAAAUAAGGUUUUGCAGAAGGUCGGUCUCUGUAUCUCACUUUGGGAUAUCACUCAUGUUGGCGAUAAAUUCAUUUCUCAUGACGACGGUUCGUAUCAGGUUGCUGGUAGUGUUGUUGAAUUCCACCAUAAUGUCUGUCUAGUGUCUUUCCGUUUUAUUUGUUUCCGGCCUUCAAUCGACGAGAUCAUUGUUGGGACCGUGAAAAGUUGCACUCGAGAUGGUCUUCAUAUUUCUUUGUACUUUUUUGAUGACAUUUUUAUUCCAGCCGACAAACUAAGGCACCCAUCGAAGUUUGAUUUUGAACAACAAUCGUGGAUUUGGCAAUACGAAGAUGAUAGAGGUUCGGCAGAUCUAAGAAUUGAAAAAAACGAUGUGAUAAGGUUUGUGGAAUAA
Messenger RNA from Mesocestoides corti, 495 nucleotides. The record is from the annotation of a GenBank genome assembly. NCBI's taxonomy places the organism in Eukaryota, Metazoa, Platyhelminthes, Cestoda, Cyclophyllidea, Mesocestoididae.